Erythranthe guttata (spotted monkey flower) is the source of this 1947-nucleotide messenger RNA. NCBI's taxonomy places the organism in Eukaryota, Viridiplantae, Streptophyta, Magnoliopsida, Lamiales, Phrymaceae. The record is from RefSeq and is a predicted model, not a curated record.
AUGGCAGCUUAUGCAGCUUCAGUUUCUCUGAUGAAUCUUAUGGAGCAGAUCGAGAACCAUCCCCGCCUUUCGAUUUCUGUCGACGAGAACCAGAUUGAAUCUCUACGCGAGAAGAUCGGUUUCUUUUUAAAAUUCAUAGAGACUAAUACUCGUGGAGCUAUAAACAACGAAGCUCAAGUGCUGCUGAGCCAAAUUGCAUCUUCAGCCUAUUCGGCUGAAGAUGUAAUCAAAUCUCACGUUUUCGACCAAACUCACGCGAUGGAAGAUGCCAAAAGAAAGGUUACUAUAAUCAAGCCCACGAAUUCGAUGCCACUACUAUGUUGCCUCAAGGAAGCUGUAACCACUGAAUCUGAUCCAUUGCACCAAAUUAACGAUGGCUCGAUUUCCUUGCUCGAUCUCCAUACGGUAAUAGACGACAUGUAUUCCAUCAAGAAAAAGGUUAUGGAGUUCAAAGAUGAUUUGCAGCCCGCAUACUCGAUGCCUGUUACUACUACAACUUCUUCAUCAACACCUUUUACGAGUAUUACCGGAAAGAGCACGAUGGUGGGAUUUGAGGUCGAGUUGCAUGAACUUCUGGAGAGGCUCACCGGGCUACAAUCUAAUUUGCAAAUCAUUCCAAUCGUAGGCAUGGGCGGCAUUGGUAAGACUACUCUUGCCAAAUAUGCUUAUGAAAAUUCACUUAUUAUGCGACCUUUUUAUAUUCGUCGUUGGGUUACUGUAUCUCAAAAAUAUGAUGCCAGAGGGCUUCUUCUACAACUUCUUUCUGAGCAAAGUAGUGAGAUGGAUAGUAAAACUGACGAGCAAUUAGGCGAUGUGUUAUACACAAGGCUAUGCGGUCGGAAGUAUUUGAUUGUAAUAGAUGAUAUUUGGAGUGUCGAGGCUUGGGAGAAGCUAAAACGUUUCUUUCCAAACGACAAAAAUGGAAGUCGAAUUGUUGUCACUACAAGGAUAUUGGAUGUGGCUAACGACUUUGGCUCUUCGUGCCUUCGUGUGAAUUUUCUAGAUGAUGGUAAAAGUUGGAAACUAUUUUGUGAAAAGGCAUUUGGUGAUCAAUCCGGUUGCCCUUCUGAGCUAGAGGAUACCGGGAAGGAGAUUGUUAAGAAAUGCAAAGGACUUCCCCUUUCGAUUUCUGUGAUUGGUGGCCUUCUUGGAAGGUCCCAUAAGACGCAAGAAUAUUGGAAAAUUAUUUCAAAAGAUUUAAUCUCCAAUUUGAACCGCGAACAGGACGAGAAUUGCUCAAGUAUAUUAUCUUUGAGUUACACCUACUUACCUCCUCAUCUUAAACCAUGUUUUCUUUUCAUGGGAUUUUUCCCGGAAGACGAUAAGAUUCAUGUAUCCACAUUGAUCAAACUUUGGGUGGCUGAAGGAUUUAUAAAGCCGAAUAAAGCCCAAAGCUUGGAAGACAUUGCAAUAGGUCACUUCAAUGACCUCAUUGACAUGAAUCUCAUUUUGAGAUAUAGUUCUGAGGCAAAUGGAAGAGUUGCUUAUUGUAAGAUCCAUGAUCUUUUGAGGGACUUGUGUAUAAGGGUAGGUCACAGUGAGAAGUUUAUAUGUAUGAUGAAAGACGUUCCAAAAGGCAUACGUGUAGGAAUCCUAUCUGAACGUCAUUUUAUACUUGAUGAAAGAAUUCCCCGGUUUAUAAUUCAUUCCGACCACAUGUUUUUUCAAUCAAUUCCUUAUUCAUCAACAUCCCUACUCUGGAAUUUGCAAACACUAAUUCUUAAUAACAUAGUUGAUGCACCAUCUGAAAUUUGGGAGAUGCGACAACUUAGGCAUCUAAAUAUCCUUAAGCUAUACCUUCCCCAUCCUCCUCAGAGUCGUAAGCAACAAAAGAAGGACAUUCUUUUGCCAAAUCUGCAGACACUUAAAAAUGUAAUUAACUUCAAAUGGAGUGAGGAGGUUUGUAAGAGUGUACCCAAUGUGACGAAAUUAAAUCUAGUGGUAUAA